AAAUGGCAGAUUGGGGGCCGGUGGUGAUAGCGGUGGUGCUGUUUGUGUUAUUAACACCAGGGCUGUUGUUUCAGUUGCCUGGUAGGAGCAAGGUUGUCGAGUUCGGUAACAUGCAGACUAGUGGUGUUUCUAUACUUGUUCAUACUAUCAUUUAUUUCGGUCUCAUUACUAUCUUCCUUAUUGCUAUUGGUGUUCACAUCUCCACCGGUUAAAACAUUAGCACCCCUUAUUCUUAUCUUUUGGAAAACUUGUAUGGUUCUCUCUGUCUUGAUGGAUUUUGUAAGGAUGGAUAUUUGUAAUGUUCUUAUUUGUGGUGGUGGUAGAAAACUAAGGGAGAAGCUUUAUGUUUAGAUGGCUAAUCAAUUGAUUUUCAUGGUGUUCAUCGUGUGGAAGUCUAAUGUCUUUCUUUCUAGGAUUUUAAUUACUUAUUUCUUUUCUCUAUAUCAAUGUUGUUUUUUCUGGGAUAAAAAAUGUGUAAAAGUUGGUGACUCUGUCUAUUUCUGUUA
Papaver somniferum (opium poppy) is the source of this 506-nucleotide messenger RNA. RefSeq lists its product as uncharacterized. Bases 3 to 212 code for a protein of 69 amino acids. The transcript has a single exon. NCBI's taxonomy places the organism in Eukaryota, Viridiplantae, Streptophyta, Magnoliopsida, Ranunculales, Papaveraceae. The record is from RefSeq and is a predicted model, not a curated record.